CUUCCCUCUCUCUCUGUCUCUUUCUACUAAUUUCUGCCUGUACUGAACAUACAUUCACAAGAGGAGUGGAAGAGAUGGCAGUGGCUGAAACACAACUAUAUUCGAAGGUUUUGAACAAAGUCAAAAACAGAAGCACCUGCGCUUUACUGGAAUCCCUCUUAUCUAUGGGAUUCCCUGCACAUACAGCGCAAAAAGCUUUGGCUGCUACUGGACACAAGACAGCAGAAGAGGCUUCAAAAUGGUUGCACUCUCAUUGUAAUGAUCCUUCUUUGGAUGAUCCAAUCCCUCAGGAAUAUGCUCUCUAUUUGUGCCCAACUGGACCCUUGCAUGACAAACUGCAGGAAUUUUGGAAAGAGAGCAAGAACCAAUGUGCAAGAAACAAAGCCCAUGAGAUAUUCCCCCACAUAACUCUUUGUGAUUUCUUUACGUGUGAAGAUCGGAAAGUGGAAUUCUUGCAUGAAGCCCUAAAGAAAGUUGGUGACAGGUUUUUAAAUGUGUUCCCACCUGCCAUUUCUCUAUCACUACAUUCGUCUGUCAGCUACCUUGGUUUCUUCAUUAAUGAUGCCCAUGCAAAUGUCAUCAAAGAGUUUGCUGCGGCCUUUGCUACUGAGGCAUCAAUCUUGGCAGAUUGCCGCGUGAAACCCUGCACAAAGCAGCUGCACCUUACUCUGGCUCAUAAGUUUUAUCCUCACCAUCAAAAGACUUUGGAACAAUUGGCCAAAUCUAUCAACCCGGGACAGAGCUGCCUGUGGACAGCUGCUCUGUAUUCUAGAGAUAUGCGCUUUGUAAAUUACCAGAUCUUGCAAGCACUCUUCCAAUACAAGCCUCAGAACAUUGAUGAACUAAUGCUGAAUACUGGAGAUUUGAUAUAUGUUGACCGAUCACAACAAUCCGAUGUUAGUGAUGGCUGGGUAAUUGGUACCUCGCACCGGACUGGCUGCAGAGGAUUUCUUCCUGAAAAUUACACAGAAAAAGCCAAUGAGUCAGAUACUUGGGUUAAACACAGAGAAUACACUUUCACUCCAGCUUCAGGACUGCUCCCCAAGAACGAAAAUGAACCUAGACGUAAACUGAACGGUGAAGUCUAUAACCCAAUGACAAAGAGUGUGACCCAAACCCUUGCUUUCCAGCUUUCUCAGACUGUUGCUCUCAGAAGAGGCCUGUUGGUGAUGCGGCAUGGGGAGAGAGUGGAUCAUGUUUUUGGGAAGUCCUGGAUUCAGCAAUGCUUAACUGCAGAUGGAAAAUACCACAGAGCAGAUCUGAACUUCCCUGCCAAUCUACCAAAACGAAGAGACGGCAUCAAACAUUUUGAAUAUGAUCCUCCUUUAUCAUGCUGUGGUGUUUUCCAGUCUAGACUUGUAGGAGAAGCUCUGCUGGAGAAACAAGAGACAGUUAGCCAUGUAUACUGUUCCCCUGCCCUCCGCUGCAUACAGACAGCUCAACACGUGCUAGAAGGGCUUAAAUUAGGACAAAAAAUUAAAAUCAGGGUAGAACCUGGACUCUUUGAAUGGACGAAAUGGGAGGUCAACAAAAUAAUUCCCUCUUUUAUGGCACUGACAGAACUGAUAGAGGCUACUUACAAUAUAGAUCCCAGUUACAGUGCCAUGCUGCAUUAUUCCCGCAGUGCACAGCCAAACCCAGAAAAUCACUCGGUUAAUAAACGUACCUAACUCUGGGCUUUUCCAUGUGUGGACAAGUAAAAAAAGUGUUGUGUCCUUAUGGUAUUUCUCAACACAGAGCAAAAUCCUUAGUUUAAGAGUGAGUGAAUAGACAAACCCUUUCAUUUUCCUAGGUUCAAAACUAUUCACAGCAGAGUUACUACUUUUCCUAGUUUCUCACUUUCCAUACAAACUCACUAAUCUAAAAUAAAUAAAUAAAUCAAUAAAUCAGUUGAUAUAAGAUUCCAUAGAGACAGGCCAUGAUUGAAAAUAGGUAAAGUGCUUAAUGGGUGGAAGGGAAAACUAUAAAGUGUUGCAACAUUGGAGCCAGUCAGCAUCUGAAUAACCUAAACAAACUAUAAAUAUGCAUUUUGAACAUCAGUGAAAACAGUAUAGUGUCCUUCCCCAGGGUACUGGAUAAUAACAUGAGAGAUCUCCAUGUUUCUAAAACAAAACUGUCUGUUUAUUAAGAGAACUGUUUGUAAGAUGCCACAACUGCAGAUACCAUUCUAGUCAUAUGUACGCAGACUGGCUUCCUGGUGCCUUUUCCAAAACCUUCUUUGCUGAAACCUGUGCUCCUUCCUCCAAAUUUCAUUCAGAAGUAUAGCUCACAUUUCUACUCUCUCUAUCCCCACCCCACAUGAAUGAUUAUAAGAGGCUAUUAUUUCCUAGCUCCGGUCAUCUGCCAUAAAUCAGCGUUAAAAAAGGUUAAUUCCUGUCACAUGGUCAGGGUCAAAAUCCACUGUCUCCAGUAGCUACUGUUACCAUAUUCUCCCAAUGCAUGUAACUUUGCAACCCCAUUCCUUCCAACUCCUUUGGCUCCUCCUGUCUUCAGCAUUUUCACUAUUAUUUCUUUUGGGAAGAGCCAUUGCACUUGUUUCUUUUCUAUGUUUAUGGCCAGGCCAACUGAGGUCUAAGCUUUGCUUUUUAACUCCAUUACUGACUCUUGCUCAGUAAUGCUGAUCCUUGCUAUCGAUAUAUAGAUAUUGUAUUCCUCAAAUACUCCAUCGCCAUGGGGGCUAUCCAAAUCAGUAAACACUAUCAAGGUUUCACAUCACUCCUAGUACUGUUUGCAUAAGAUAGCAUCUCUAGGUCACAGAAGAGUCAGUGAAGUCUGUAACCUUCCUGAAAGGACUGUGUUCAGUAGUGAGAUUUCUGCAAAGUCACAUAAGAUAUCUCUACCCACUGAUUGACAUUUAGAUUAUUUAAGUAAAAGUUGUGACCUUCUUCUGGUCAGGACCCUAAUCACACCCCAUCAGUGAAAUUACUCAGUCUAACUUAAACUGAUCACUAAUGGCAUUAAAGAAGCAGCAUUGUCUAAUGGAUAUGGUGCUGGACUGGGUGUUAGGGUACCUGGGUUCUGUUCCUGAAUCAGCCACUGAUCUGUUAGGCAAAUCACUUAACCUCUCUCCUUCUGUUUCCUCUUUCACAUUUUGUCUUUCUUGUCUAUUUAGAUUGCAAGCUACUUGGGGCAGGGACUGCUUCCACACAUAUCCAAUAUGUACAGUACCUACAGUAUGGAGCUUUGGUCUCACUUGGUGUCUCUUGACACUACUGUAAUACACAGAAUGACCUACUAUCAAUGAUCACACACUGAAAAAUAUCUGUAUUCCUCACAGAUUUUUAGUCACUAUUUAUUCCCUGCUUUCUGAAUUGGUGCUUGGAUUCUAUGUUGAAUGGGUCCCUGUAAAAGUAGAGGAGGAAGGCUUAACCAUCUAUCUAUUUAUUGUAUCUCUUAUUUAGUGAUGGUCCCAUGGUUUAAAAGCUCUGAGAACAGUCUGAAAUUCACUUUUGUACUGUAUGACAGGUAUACUACAAUAGCCCUACAAUACAUCAAUCUACUUCCUACCUAUUCACUGCUCAUGUUGCAUGCAGGUUUUAAAUGGGUGAGAUAAGAUGAUCAGAUUCUGAUCUUCUGUAUGGUUGAAAGAAGUUAGCUGGUAUAGUUUCCUGGAACACAGCCAUUGCAUGAGGCAGAGCAACAUGUAGCUGUGCAGGUCUCCAGCUAACAGGAGAGGUGACUUUAUAGAAGGAAAUAAUGAAGGAAAUAAAAACUUUCCUUUGUCCAUUUACUCUAGACUUGAUGGCAGAACCCUAAAUCUUUCAGGCCAGAUCCUCAACUGUUUAGUGGAGAUACGCUGAUUUAUAGCAGCUGAAGAUCUGGCCCUUAAUUUGUAAACACUAUUUUUUACAUGCAGGGAACACCUAUAAGUAAAAGAAACUUUAAGGUCAGAUCUUGAAGGCACAACUGCCCAAAAUCCUAAAACUGGUACACUAUUAAUAAAUAUUCUCACUGGUCUUUAUAAAGAUUUAUUUUGAAGUAAAAAGCAAAAAAGGAUUGUUUAAUUUGUUUUGUCAAAGCAGGCACAGGUAGGGAUUUUUAAAGGGACACUCAAGCCAACGGGCCAAAUCCUGGAAUCAGCCAUUUCAUUGGUGUCAGUGGGAGUUCUGUAUAGGUAAGAACUGAGUACGAACUUCAGGGUUUGGCUCAGUUUUUAAGCCUAAAAUCCAUCCUACAGGGACAAUGAUUUUUUUUAAUGUUCUUGCCUGGAGGAGCCUAUACUUGUAUUUUUUUCCCCCAAACACAAGCAUUUCUAGGGUAUAUUUCUUAUAAACGGCAUGAUCCAUUGUGAAGUUUACUAAGGGACAGAUUCUGCUACCCUUAUUCACAUUGGAUAGUGUCUUGUUCUGUGAGUUCCUCUGUUGGAUUCAGUUGGAUUACUUGCAGAGAAAGCUACUGUUUGGUGUGAGCUGAAGUACCAUGCUUCAGAUCAGUGCAGUCUCUGAGGUAGAGAUGGUGUAUCGGUACCAGUUUGUUUACUGACAAUGUUGAUAAUGUGCCAGUAUACAAAUGUUACCUAGAUGAGUGACUCCUCUGUGGA
Messenger RNA from Gopherus flavomarginatus (Mexican gopher tortoise), 4540 nucleotides. RefSeq names its product ubiquitin associated and SH3 domain containing A (gene UBASH3A). Gene Ontology annotation, biological process: negative regulation of T cell receptor signaling pathway. The record is from RefSeq and is a predicted model, not a curated record. Bases 75 to 1670 code for a protein of 531 amino acids. Gene Ontology annotation, molecular function: protein binding. Gene Ontology annotation, cellular component: cytoplasm. Lineage: Eukaryota; Metazoa; Chordata; Testudines; Testudinidae. The transcript is spliced from 12 exons.